GGCAAUAUGAUUGAGUAUACACCGGAAGAAUUCAUGAACAGUCAAUAUAUGUCAUUGAACAACGUUCUAUUAUAACGUCAAAUACAAAAAUGUAUAAUAUGAUUUUUCUUAACAAGUCUUAACAGCUUUCUAAUGCAUCGAGCAACCGUUUUGUGCCGCCGAUAGAAACUAAUCGUUUGAUCCUUUAUACCCAUUGUGUGGACUUUGUUAAAAGUUAGUUACCAACACUCGACUUUUCAUUGGCUAGUUUUGUUACAUAUUAGUUAUGCCAAGUGUAAUGAGUGAUUGUUACUGCAUUGAUUGAUUGGUCGAUUCGCACGUGGCGUUUUUCUUAUUGACGGAGACAUCAUUGUUCACGUACAAACUACACGCGGUAGUGUUCGCCCAGCAUCAGUACCAGUGUGAGGGUUUGCAGCAACAGCAGCUGUUGCGGCGGAAUUGUUAGUAUCGGUAUUCUCUCGGAUAGGACUUACGGACUUAAACUGGACAGUAUAUACCUCCGGUAUGAUAUAGAUGGACUGUGCGAUCGACUAUGGAUUCCGCUACAACUCAAAGUUCAACCUAUGCCGAACUCAACUGUUCUCUUGGGAUGCUGAGUGGAAAACUUCCUAUUGUUAAUUUUACCCAGGAAGGGUACGUUUUGGACUGUAACGUUACCAUGGAUACCAAUUCAAACAUUUCCUUCGCCGGUAUGCCACCACAUCCGGUUCACGCGGCGUCACUGGAGGCAGUCGUUGGACUUUCUUUGCUCUUUUUUAUCAUAGAAACUUUUGGCAUUGUUGGUAAUAGUCUCGUUGUAAUUGUUGUCCUAUUGGACCGGAAGAUGCGACACUCCGUGACAAAUAUUUUCAUUAUGAAUUUGGCUGUGUCUGAUUGGAUGAUAUUGGUAUUCGGGAUACCGGAAAUCGUGCAAGUGAUGUUGAACCGAGGCUGGGUACUAGGACCUGUCCUAUGUAAAUUCAACCGUUUUAUUCUUGUGGUAUCGCUGUACGCCUCCAUAUUGUCACUGGUGUCCGUUUGCAUAGAAAGGUUUGUGGCCAUUGUCCACCCCAUCAAGGCCCAGAUACUGUGUAACAGACGUAAGAACGCUAUAGCUGUCAUGUUAGUGUGGAUCAUUUCGAUAGCAUGUGGAUUACCCACAGCAAUGUACAACCAGGUUAUACCACCGGGAUACUGUCAAAUAGUCUUCCCAAACCAUAUCCGGGACAUUCAGAUAUUCAAGUUCACCGAAUUUGCACUGUUCUAUUUUGUACCGGUUUGUAUACAAACAGCACUUUACGCCGUGAUCGGCAAAAGCCUUUACGCCAGCACUGAUGAACUUAGUACUAAGUUUCACAUGCGGAAGGAGAACAACUGUAAAACGGACCGAGCUGCAGAAACGAUUAAGGCGCGAAAGGGUGUGGUUAAGAUGCUAGUGGCCAGUGUUAUGGUGUACAUAGUGUGUUACGCCGCCCCUCAGGUGCUAACAUUCUAUAACAUGUUUGCUGACCGGCCCUUCCACAUGAGCUGGUCGUUUGCAGUUUUCACAACCGUGGUGGCCAAUAUAAACUCCGCAGCCAACCCGGUACUGUACAGCAUAUUUAGUCAAAACUUUCGACGGAACUUCAAGAAGUGUCUGUUUUGCUUAUGCUUGCGUCACCGGCGAAAGGAGUAUAUCAGAGCAAGAUUUGACUCCUUUGAGUCACGCGGAUUAUCUCGAAAAGUGAGCACUACAACAAAAACAACUAUUUCAAGAUUAUAAUUUGUUAAAUUUCGAACAACUCUUGAUUCGAUACUGUAAUGAUAGCUUUGACGUCAUUGUUAUCAAACUUCAUGCUUCAUAAUUGAUACGUUUUACUAGUCCAUUGCAUCACUGUACAUGUACUUCUUUUGCAUUCCGUGCCCUCUUGCUUCUAUAAUAGUACUGUACAUGUCUGUGCAUGGUGCGUAUUCAAUAGAAUCCACAACUCAUAUUCACUUCUUAUAUUGGACGAUAUCUGCAUGUGUGUUGAGAAAUACCAAUGUCACCAGAGCUGGAUAGUAUGGGUAUUAUGGUCAACAUGUUGCGACAAUUAUCUAUGCGUGAAUCCUACAAUGCAAACGCUAUUUGUAUGUAUUGUCGAAGACACUGUGUUCUCUCUAUAAUCUUCUCUCAGUAGUUAAAGAGAGUUGUAUAUAUGAAUAUGAUUAUAUUUUAUAAGGAAUUUAAAAUGAGAAAAGGCAACAGAGGCGGCCGCUUCCAUACAUAUCGAUAUUUUGAUAAUAUUCAGCAAUUUAAGGAACAGAUGUUAGCCCUUGUAAUUGAAAUAUGAAAAACAUUACGGUAUUUUGUGCUAUGUUUGUCUUUGAAAAUGAUAUUUACGUGUUUAAUAUUUAUAUUUUAAUGAAACUGUCGUUCACUAUUCAACAGAGUAAUAAUAUCUGCGAUACACGAAUAUUUCGUAGUAAAAAUUGAUCGUGAUAAAUGAUGAUAAAUAUAAACAAUAAAUGAAAAAUCAACAUUACCGAAUAGGCUGUUAAAUUUACAUCCGUUUUUUUUAAACAAGAAACAAAUACAUAGAUGACAAGCGUUUGACAGACGUUUGACAGUAUGGAAUCCCGAAUAAGAUAAUUUUAAUAAUUUUCUAUUGAUUUGCUAUUUUAAGACAGGAUAGGUUUUCGUAGAGUAAAUGCAAUAAGCGUAAUUUUUGACAUCUUAUUCGAUCAACUACAAAAUGGUGACAUUUUAAUAGGGAUUUUUUAUGGUGAAUUUAAGUCAUCACGAUAAUCACACAGCCAAGUUGGAAGCUAUCCCUACUGGUUACGUUAUUAGAACAUCAGUAGAGCUUCCUAAAAGGAAUAGAAACCAACUUUCUCGUUGUUAAUGAUAAAAAGAUUUUAAGAUGUUAUUAUAUGGUCGCUGCAUUUAUUAUUCGUGCUGAUAUUAUACUGGAUUGUAACAAUGGAUAGGAAACGCAAGUCAUGUACUUUACAAAAUCUCUUUCCAGAACUGUAUGUUACAUGUACGGUAAAUAAAGGUUUGAUAUAUAUUGUGCAUAUUUUGAGCAAUUCGUACAUCAGUAAAAAAAACAAACAAACAAACAAACACCAAGCGAUUUCGUAUUUUUAAUCGUCAUCACUGUUCUGGAAUCAAAAUAGUUGUAUUGAUAGGGGUUUUAUGACGCUAUACGUUUGAUCAUGAAUCGAUUUAUUUUGCGCAAAUUUGCAUAUUGAGAAGGACGUGACCAACGAAGCAUAAGGCUGGUGCCUGAAGAUGUAUUUCAAAAUGAUGUGUAUACUAGGAAGCUGAUAAAAUCGAUGCUAAUUAUAGAGAAAAUCUCAAUACACCCGACGUUUUGGUCCCCAGUCCUACAAUGACGAUAGGGUAUCUUAAUGAGCAUAUCAAAGAUCGACAAUAGUACCACGGCUGUUACGGAGUAACGACAUACAUACUGUGACAAAGCGGACGUCGCCACGGAAAACAUUUCCGCCCGCUUGUUCUAGCCCUGAGCCACAUGCUCAUUCUGGUCUUGUGUGAAAUAUUUGCUAUUUUCAUACUUCAGUGAAAAUAGUGUUGAUUAUUGGUAAAUAUUCAUUCAUUGAUGUUUAAACAUCAAAAACAUCAAAUUAAUGAUUUUAUUUUAAUUGUGAUAUGUUGUGUAUAAUUACAGGAAACGGAUGUAAAACCGAAAAUUAUCAUAGAGUUGAUGAAUAUGUAUCGACACCAAUGACAUGGGUUUCAUUUAAUUGUGAUAGAUUUACAUCUACUGUGAUGUUAAAUGCUGGAAUUAUCUCAUCGAGGUGUGGAUACGUUUCAAAUAAACAACCAAUUUGUAAUGUAAAAUCA
This is a messenger RNA of Pecten maximus, 3805 nucleotides long. RefSeq names its product neuropeptide receptor 15-like. Bases 533 to 1741 code for a protein of 402 amino acids. Gene Ontology annotation, cellular component: plasma membrane. NCBI's taxonomy places the organism in Eukaryota, Metazoa, Mollusca, Bivalvia, Pectinida, Pectinidae. Gene Ontology annotation, molecular function: G protein-coupled receptor activity. The record is from RefSeq and is a predicted model, not a curated record. The transcript has 3 exons. Gene Ontology annotation, biological process: G protein-coupled receptor signaling pathway.